AUGGAGGGUGAACUCGGCCAACGUAAUCAAGUAAUGCAGCAGAUGAAGGCUGAUCUUCAGAAUAAUGAAGCACGAAUCGAGCAUAUGAAGAAGGCCACUGCUGUGAAAGAGCAGCAUUUCAAGGAAUCUGAAACUUCAUUGGUCAGUUGUUACUUUUUAUCUUAA
Molecule: messenger RNA, 165 nt
Organism: Anisakis simplex (herring worm)
Lineage: Eukaryota; Metazoa; Nematoda; Chromadorea; Rhabditida; Anisakidae
Source: the annotation of a GenBank genome assembly